Molecule: messenger RNA, 1412 nt
Organism: Eutrema salsugineum
Lineage: Eukaryota; Viridiplantae; Streptophyta; Magnoliopsida; Brassicales; Brassicaceae
Product: protein EMSY-LIKE 2
Exons: 9
Coding region: 383-1276 (297 amino acids)
Biological process (GO): defense response to fungus
Cellular component (GO): nucleus
Source: RefSeq, a predicted model, not a curated record
UUGAACUUCCCGUCGUCGAUCUUCUUUAUCGCACGUUGUGCCCAAACCCAACACACACUGCACUUCCGCUUUUAAAAGAUCAAUCUUUAUCGAGAGUUUAAAAAAAAAAACUUUUCUCUUUUUGCAAAUUCUUUCAAUUUCUCUCGUUAGGAUCCCUACGAUUUACCCGCACGCCGGAUCCCAUCGACCCCUUUACCGCCUCUGCUUUGGGAGUCAAUUUGUUCUCAAGGAUUUUUAGGGUUCCUUAUCAGAAUAUUGCGGUUUUCAGACAGCAUUCUGAUUACGGCGAAAAAGGCUUGGAGAAAAAAAGGGGCAGAUUUCUUUGGAUGGCAAGACUUGUACGCUAGGUUUCUUUCUGCGUGAUAUCAGACGACACAGUGAUAUGGAAACACAAAUUCAUAUACUUGAGCAGGAAGCUUAUUGUGCUGUCUUAAGGGCUUUCAAAGCACAAUCUGAUGCAAUCUCUUGGGAGAAAGAAAGCAUGAUAACAGAGCUACGUAAAGAAUUGAGGGUAUCUGAUGAUGAACACCGACAACUGUUGAACACUGUCCAUAAUGACGAUAUUAUCAAAAGGAUAAGGGAUUGGAGACAGGGAGGAGGAAACCAAGUUGUUCGACAUGGAAAUAACCAGUCCCUCGAUGUUCUUCCGAGUCCUACUUUUUCAGCUUCUCGAAAGAAACAAAAGACGUUCCAUUCCUAUCCAUCGAUUGAUUCUACUAGAAAUAGGUCAUUCAGUAACAGCGUAGUAUCUGGUGCCGUAUCAGCAAAUGAACCCCCUGAAGCUCUCAUUGGAAGAAAAGUAUGGACAAAAUGGCCUGAAGACAACAGCUUUUAUGAAGCAGUAGUUACACAAUACAAUUCAGAUGAGGGUCGCCAUGCGUUGGUAUAUGACAUAAACACAGCGAAUGAAACAUGGGAAUGGGUUGAUCUCAAGGAGAUUCCACCCGGGGAUAUAAGAUGGGAUGGAGAGGAGAAUGGGGUAACGUUAAAUGACAGUGAUUUAAUCCGUGGGAGUAGAAUAACCUUGAGCAAUGGUGGUAGAGGGAGAGGUCCAAGAACUCAGCUAGCAGCACAAAACGGUGGUGAGAGGAAUUUUUUCGAUGAGAUCGAAUUGUUCAACACAGACUCACUUGUGAAGGAGGUCGAGAGAGUUUUUGAUUCUAACCUUCCUGACCCGCACGAGCUUGAUAAGGCAAAGAAGCUACUAAAGGAACAUGAACAGGCGCUUAUUUCUGCCAUUGCAAGGCUCGCAGAUGCUUCUGAUUUCAUAAUGUAGAAGUAGUUAUUCAACUAAGUAUAAAUCGGCUGGAUAUGAUUUAGAUUUUAAUCAAGAAUUUUUCAUUCUAAAAUAGUUUUGUUUUUUUACCGGAUAUCGAAAAAAAUACUUUCAUUCCUAUCCAUAUAAAAGCUUA